This is a messenger RNA of Lytechinus pictus (painted urchin), 2612 nucleotides long. RefSeq lists its product as uncharacterized. The record is from RefSeq and is a predicted model, not a curated record. The coding region runs from base 167 to 1945 and encodes 592 amino acids. The transcript has 2 exons. NCBI's taxonomy places the organism in Eukaryota, Metazoa, Echinodermata, Echinoidea, Temnopleuroida, Toxopneustidae.
CCUCGCCUUUGCCGUGUCGCCCCCGAAAUUGCCCAUUACCGAGAUUGUAGCUAAGGUUGAAACCGCGGUCAAGUAUAUUGAUCCAGUUUCGGCCGAUGCCGCACGAAAAGAUGUAGAUUCCAUUCUACAGAGAGCACGUCCUCCGAAACCGAAUACCACAAGAGAGAUGCGUGAUGCUCUUAAGACACUCAAGAAUGAUGAUAGCAUUACAAUCCUCCCUGCGGAUAAGGGUAGUGCCACAAUCAUUUUAGAUAGUACCGCCUACGAAGACAAAAUGACCGAGCUUCUGAGCUCUGGUCCGUAUAAAAUGCUAAAGAAAGACCCCACAGAUCGAAUGUGUCGCAAACUGACCAGUACGUUACUGGCACUAAAGAAAGACAAAGUUCUAGAUGAGGCUACAUACAAAAAGAUAAAGCCCACACAGAAACAGCCACCUAGAAUAUACGGGUUGCCCAAAAUACACAAACCCGGGAUACCCCUCAGACCAAUAGUAUCAUGCAUAGGUUCAUUUGCCUAUAACCUAUCAAAGUACCUGGCGGACAUCCUGUCCCCUCUCACUAACUGCUCAGAACACACGGUUUCCAACUCCAGUGAAUUCGCUGAAUUCACAUCGGAGCAGACAGUUAACGAACAGGAAUCCAUGAUCUCUUUUGAUGUAGUCUCCCUCUUCACUAACGUACCGAUAGAGGGCGCAUGCAGUACGGCCCUGCAACGCAUGCAAUCCGAUCCCACAUUAUCAGAACGUACCACACUUAUGCCCGAACAAAUAGCCGAACUCCUGGAGUUCGUCCUCAGAUCCACAUAUUUUCUGUACAGAGGCUCUUUCUAUGAGCAAACAGAAGGAGCAGCAAUGGGUAGCCCAGUCUCAGCGGUUGUGGCUAACCUAUAUAUGGAAGGUUUUGAACAGAACGCUUUGCCCAAGUGUCCUUCCACAUGCCACCCUCGGGUGUGGAAGAGAUACGUCGAUGACACUUUCAUAAUCGUAAAUAGAUCCGAAACAGACAGCCUACUCUCAUACAUGAAUAGCCAGCAACCGUCCAUCCAGUUCACUCUGGAGACUGAGCAAGGAGGGAAAUUAGCAUUCCUUGACACACUAGUCCAAAGACACGAGGGCGGGAAACUUUCCACCUCUGUCUACCGCAAGCCCACUCAUACAGACCAAUACAUACCAUAUGAUUCUCAUCACGACAAAUCGGUCAAGAAGGGUCUCGUUAAAUGCCUGUUCGACAGAGCAGCACGUAUCAUAACUCACCCACCUGAACUCCCGAAAGAAAGAGCACACAUACGUGGCGCCUUGUACAGCAACGGCUACCCACGCCGUUUUAUCAAGAACACUUUCAAGAAAAAACAACCACCAAGGGAUCAGAAGGUUUUCAAGACUUGCACAGUCUUGCCAUACAUAGAUGGCCUCUCACAACAACUUAAACGCCGAUUAGAAGGUCACGGUAUCCGAACGGUUUUCCGCUCGGACACCACCUUACACAAACAGCUUGUACACCCCAAAGACCCUAUCCCUGAUCACAGACGUGAUGGCGUAGUAUACAACAUUCCUUGCCAGGGAUGUGACGGGUCUUACAUCGGAGAAACAGCCCGACCGAUAGUUGAACGCAUUUCUGAACACAAGCGCGAUGUUCGGUUACAGCGAACCGACACAUCCGCGGUGGCAGAACAUGCUUGGGAGAAGCAACACCAUCCAGAUUGGGAGGGUGUACAAUGCAUUGCCAAAGAGAGACAUUGGUAUACACGCAGGAUUAAGGAGGCUAUUAGUAUACGUCUUUGUCCUAACAACUUCAACAGAGACAGCGGGAUCGACAUCCCCGACUUCUGGAUGCGAACCAUCCGACAGCACAAUACCCCCUUACCUGGCAGUGCACGCCGACCCGAUCGUUCCCGGCCCCGAACGAGGGACCGCUCAGCUAGUCAGCCCCCGCCCACGGGAAACUAGCAAGCCCGCCAAUUUUGUCUAAUUUGCAUAUUGCCGACCCACGGCGUAUUUGCAUAUACCCCCGGCUUAUUUGCAUACACGGAUUACCGGCCGUACCGCAUCCGACGCAACGGAUCAAUGCCCACCUAUUGUUCUCGCGUUCGUGCGUACGGUCCCGGAGAUUAGUAUAAAUAGAAUACGUCAUCAGAUAAUUUUCGUCACUUGAUAAAGAGUUGCAGCGGCACUCGAAAGCUCGUGAACUUGUAAGCUAGUGAACACUUUUUGCGAGAGUGAUCACGAUUUUCCUAGAAAGCCAGUGAACACUUUUUGCGAGAGUGAUCACGAAUUUCCUUGUUGACCAUAGUAGAUUGCGAGACAAAUGAAUACCCUCUAGCGAUUAUUUCAAUCCGCAAUAAUGAACCUAUUUAGUAUUAAACAGGAAUUUAUCAAGAAUUUUGGGAAUUUUAAAGAAAUGUUGGGAAUUUUCAAAAAUCUGCUGUGCAAACCUAGUCUGCAGGCACAGACCCUGAUUGAAACUUUGAUCAACAAGUGGGUCUCCAUGCGAAGACUAGCACAUACAAUGUAAAAUUUUGCUGUUUCCUGAGUGAGAGGGCCUUCAGUACACAAGGCAUGAGUAGGCUGCACAUUCAGACCCUUACCUUGAGUGAAGACUUUGCACAGCAGACUA